GCUGAGGCUCUGCACGGUGACAGGGCGCUGCUCAGGCUCUGCAGGGUGCCUCCGAGGCUCUGCACUGCAGCCGCCGUUGUGAAUCAGCAUCCCCGGGACUGACAGUACAGGGCAGUGAGUGAGGCGCUGCAGCCGCCAUUGUGUUCCGGGCCUGGCAGUUGGGAGCCGGCGGCCGGUUGUCAUGGUGCCCGGGCCGGAGGUGACGUACAGGCGGGUGUCCUGCGCGGAUUGGAGAUAUGAGCGGCGGUAACGUUCAAUCCCGGCACACACACCGGCACACCGGGAGAGAGAUGUCCAGUGUCAGAUACCCCCGACCUGUGGGCAGCCGAUCAUGCCGGAAGAAGAUAAUAAAGAAGAAGGCCGCACAGCGACAGGAGUGGGAUAGUUCAGUCCAAGAUCUCACUGUUCACCGCGCAACCCCACAGGAACUGGAACAUCGACAUGAAAUCCACAAGUCGAAGAAUCAGUAUCAAGCCCAGCUGGAUCUUCAGAAGAGAGAACUGAUGAAGAAGAUGAGAAAGCAACAUGGCAGCUCCUCAGACCCCUGGGAGGAGAAACGUUUGGCCUUAAUGAUGGAGAUACUCUCUGAUCAGUACCAGAUGAAAGACGUCCUGGAGCGCUCGGACCGGACAAUGGCUGUGGUGAAGGAUCUCUUUGGAGACGCUCCCCGCAGGCGCACAGGUUUCCCCAAUGUCACCAUGGCUCCUUCCUACGACCUGGAUACGUCUUGUGGUGUCAUAGUACAGAGGAAGGACCGUCCCACCCAGCUGUCCAUCCUCAGCGAGAGCGUCAUGGACCCACAGGUAACCGGAGCACGGAAGCUGGAGGCUCUUAAUGAAGUGGAGGGGGCUCCGUCUGAGAGCAGCUUCGAUGAGGGGGAGAUCUCAGCCAGCUUCCAGCCUGGUCUCUGCACAGACAGGGCUUAUCAGAUAUUAAACAAGGAGAGCUUACUUCACACUCCUCAACACCCGUCCAACCCGUUUGUUACACCGAAAAGCACAGGUCACCCUCCAAGUGGCCAGAUAGCGUUGAACGCCACAGAAGCGGUAACCAAGAUGAAGACCCGCCUUACAGGGGAGGAACAAGUACAGCCUGAUGGACAGAUUGCCCGGGUCCUAAACCCCCAGCCAAGAAACCCCAGUAAGCUAAAAAGAAAGAAGAACAGAUCUGCCAACGCUUCCUCCUACCAGAGACCGGAGGAGCGCCCUCUGUCCGUGGCCUCCGCCUGCGAACUGACAAGCUGCAGCAGCUCCAGCCUGGACCUUCUAAGUCAGAUCAUAAAAGAGGUGGAGGAGGAACUGGAGGACUAUGAGAGGGAAACCGGCCGGGAGGUAGCGUCGGUUCCACAAGCUCAGGGGCUGACCGGCUUCACCUUGUCUCUUGUGAGCUCUCUAAAGCGCUUGGUGUCGUACCAAAAAGAGAGCUACCACCAGCAGCGCCAGGAGGCUGCGGAGCGACAGCAGCUGAAGGAGGAGCUGCAGGAGCAGCGGCUGCUGAUAGACGCGCUAACAGCUGAGAUCAUCUCCAUGAAAGAAGGCAGCUCCGUCUCUCCGUCCGGUCUCCAGCCCGUGCCGGAGCGCUCGCAGUCCCUGACCAGUGAGACUAGGCGGAAUCUUCGGGCUGACAAGGAACAGGUUAAAGCUCUGACUGGCUCGCUGUCCGCCCAGGUGCUGAGCUUCAUGGCUGAGCUUGGUUUGCAGGAUGCAGAGGAAGAUCAGAGCGGCUCAGAGGUGCCCCCUAGUGUUUGUCAGGCAACUGCUGCAGAGAUGAAAUCUAAACUACAAGCCAGGGAGGAGCGUUGCGGCUACAGUUUCCAGCCCGCCAUCAUGUUAUCGCCGCCCAGGCAGACAACCCAGCGUGAUUCCCGUCACCGGUCAUCCUUGGUUACAGGCACCCUUGGCGCAGCUCCUUCACCGCCCACCAACACAGUGGCUCCCUGUGCCAAACCCAAAGACUGCCUGGCAUCCAGUAAUUGCCCCGGCUUGGUUGAAGCUAGCAUCCCCGCACAGAGGUGGCAGUUUCAGCAUGACCCUCCCAAUGUGCCUCAGCCUUCCUACCCUUCAUCCAGUGCCAGUCAACCGCAUGACCCUCACAGCGACCUGCAGGACUCGGAAGACGAGGACAUCACCAGCAGCCGCCUGAGUGAUAGCGUUGUGGCCCGGGUGGCUGAGCUGACUACGCAGAACAACUUGUUAAAGGCUAAGCUGGCCCUAUUCAAUAGUGAUAGUCCUUUAUACCCCGAUGACAAAAGCUCUGUGUCUGUGCAGAGCCCUAUGACUGCAGAAAUGAGGAUCGCAGAACUGAACCGGCAGAGCGCAGAGGCCCGAGAGAAGCUCCUUCACCUCAUUGAGCAGCAGAAGCGGACGGUGGCCGUCUCUCCAGCGAUCUCUCCCAUCACCCCCCAAUGUGAGGAUGCAGGGCUAAGAAGUCGGAGAGUAGAUGCUGUGAUCCCAUUCGCUCGUUUGUCAGAUUGCUCCAUCGGGGAGACCCCAUCUCCAGCCAGCGGGGACAGCGGAAAGAGAUCGAGUGCAUCCCACAGAUCCGGCUCCUCCAGGGGAGGGAGGGCAUCGGCGGAUGGGCACCAGGUAAAGGUUGGAAAGGAGAAGGAGGAAGGCUGGUUUGCGCUGUCCACGCACGUUUCCUGACUCUCGUCUCGCCAGUGUUCUGAGUUCUGUGUGAAUGAUCAUGUUUUAUCUAUGUCCGUGCUGAUGUUCCUGUUUAUGAGUUUUGUAAUAAAUUAUUUGAAUUAUU
Pseudophryne corroboree (corroboree frog) is the source of this 2751-nucleotide messenger RNA. RefSeq names its product spindle and centriole associated protein 1 (gene SPICE1). The coding region runs from base 237 to 2645 and encodes 802 amino acids. Gene Ontology annotation, biological process: mitotic spindle assembly; regulation of centriole replication; metaphase chromosome alignment. NCBI's taxonomy places the organism in Eukaryota, Metazoa, Chordata, Amphibia, Anura, Myobatrachidae. The record is from RefSeq and is a predicted model, not a curated record. The transcript has 18 exons. Gene Ontology annotation, cellular component: centriole; centrosome; spindle.